AUGUGGGAGUUCAGGUCGAUGUCGUUUUGGCGGGCGGUGUUCGCGGAGUUCUUCGGCACCAUGUUCUUCGUGUUUUUCGGGCUGGGCGCGGCCCUGCGCUGGACGGCGGGCCCGCACCACGUCCUGCACGUGGCCUUCUGCUUCGGGCUGGCGGCCGCCACGCUCAUCCAGUCCAUCGGCCACAUCAGCGGCGGCCACAUCAACCCGGCCGUCACCUUCGCCUACCUGAUUGGCUCGCAGAUGUCCCUGUUCCGCGCCGUCUUCUACAUGGCGGCCCAGCUGCUGGGGGCGAUGGCGGGCGCCGCCGUCCUCUACGGGGUCACGCCCCACAACAUGCGGGGCACGCUGGCGCUCAACACGCUACAGCCAGGCGUUAGCCUGGGCAUGGCCACCACCGUGGAGGUCUUCCUCACGCUGCAGCUGGUGGUCUGCGUCUUCGCCGUGACUGACGAUCGCCGCAACGGCCGACUGGGCUCUGCAGCCCUGGCCAUCGGCUUCUCCGUCACCAUUGGCCACCUGAUGGGGAUGUACUACACUGGAGCUGGGAUGAACCCUGCCAGGUCUUUCGCCCCAGCUGUGAUGGUCAGAAACUUUGUGAAUCACUGGGUGUACUGGGUGGGUCCCAUGAUUGGAGGUGCCAUGGGCGCGCUGUUGUACGACUUCAUGCUCUUCCCUCGCAUGCGGGGUCUGUCCGAAAGACUGGCCACCCUGAAGGGCAGCAGGCCCCCGGAGUCCGAGAGCCAGCAGGACCCCCGCGGUGACCCCAUCGAGCUGAAGACCCAAGCCCUAUAA
Anguilla anguilla (European eel) is the source of this 792-nucleotide messenger RNA. Its product is annotated as lens fiber major intrinsic protein-like. Lineage: Eukaryota; Metazoa; Chordata; Actinopteri; Anguilliformes; Anguillidae. Gene Ontology annotation, molecular function: water channel activity. Gene Ontology annotation, biological process: transmembrane transport. The record is from RefSeq and is a predicted model, not a curated record. The transcript has 4 exons. The coding region runs from base 1 to 792 and encodes 263 amino acids. Gene Ontology annotation, cellular component: plasma membrane.